Molecule: messenger RNA, 3338 nt
Organism: Hippoglossus stenolepis (Pacific halibut)
Lineage: Eukaryota; Metazoa; Chordata; Actinopteri; Pleuronectiformes; Pleuronectidae
Product: synembryn-A
Exons: 14
Coding region: 983-3076 (697 amino acids)
Biological process (GO): G protein-coupled receptor signaling pathway
Cellular component (GO): cytoplasm; plasma membrane
Molecular function (GO): G-protein alpha-subunit binding; guanyl-nucleotide exchange factor activity
Source: RefSeq, a predicted model, not a curated record
GGAACCAGCCGGGCCACUUCAGCCUCUCUGCCCUGUUUCCUCUACCCACUGGGCACGAGAGAGCGCAUCCUGCCAGGAAGGCCUGUCUGUCACUCGCACAUCAUCUUCUCACAGUUUUCAGCUUCUCAGGUCACUCAAGACUCUUCGCCACAAGCGUGUAAAACAUCUAUUUCAGACAGUAGAAAGGAGGUUAGCUUCGCCGUGAACAAAAACCCUUUACAUUUUAUAACGUACAGUUACAUUGUGCAAGUGAUAAAUAAUCCUCUGAGUGAAUUGACUGCAACAUAAAUGGCUCCAUCUUGUUGAAGUAGACACAAACAUUAUCUUGAUAAUAAAAAGUGCACAAAAUGUAAUUCACUGUACAUUCUCAUUUAUGACGGAUUUGACUAAAUACAAAUCCACAUGUUUUAAGCUGUAAACUAUACGGACGACUCUGCGAACACAUUUCCCAGCGAUGUUUUUCAAGUCCAGCUUAGAGGAGCUCCUGCGUGGUUACGCAACAGCUAGAGAAGCGACAUUAAAACCAAAUCUUAAUGGUUAUUUUAGUGUUUCCUCGGCCAUCAACAGCUGUGAGUGAAACAGAUAGACAACAGACAGACAGACAGAGAGAGAGAGAGAGAGAGAGAGAGAGAGAGUUGUGCAGCGGCAGUCUGGAAAACCUGUAAAAGGUCGCAGGGUCAACACUGAGAGAUAUAAGCCCAGAGUCCAUUAGUGGAUUAUAACCAUAACCACUCCAUGGCUACUGCAUCUCUCCUGGAUUAAAGUGAGAGAGUGUGAGGGAGAGUGUGAGGGAGAGUGAGUGCAUGAGGGCGACUGGACAGUGAGGUGACCAAAUUCAAAUGCUGAACGCUGCACUCUAUGCACAUGUGGACCGAGAAACGCAGAGGAACACGCUGAACUGAGCACUUUGGGUCGAUUCGAGGUGGUUCUGGCACACGUACGGUACAACACCUGGCUGAUAGAGUGAACGGACGGAGGAACCAUGGAUGUAGAUGUGGAGGGGAUUAUCCUGUGCAUUAAGGAGGGGGAUGAGACCGGUGUUCAGACUCACCUGCAGGAGUUCAACAAAGAGUACGCCCAGUGCUUCUUCUUCGACGCCGAUGAGAGGGACCGGAGGAAACAAAGAAAACUAGAAGAGUUCAGGAAUAAUAAAGUGAGGGACUACGCUGAUUCUGACUCUGAAUGUGAUGAGUAUGACCAGGAGGAUCGAGGCUUCAUCCUCAGACAGAAUUUAGCUGUUGUCCUCGUGAGGUUUAUUAGAACAGGAGUUAAAUGUCAUCUGCUGAGGGUGUGUUUACGCACCCUGAGGAUCCUGUCCAGGGACAAAAAGGUCUUGGGCCCCUUGGUGACCGACAACGCUCUGCUGACUCUGGCCAAACUAGCAGGGCUGACCACAACCGAUGCCAGCGAUGAAGCCCUCGACCCCGACUCUGAUUUCUACGACAACAUCAUCGCUUCCCUUGCCGAGGCCAAAGUCCUGCACUCCCGUGUCGAGGAGGAGGAAGGCGACGCAGAGGCCGAGGCCAACGACCAGAGCGAAGAGUGCUCGGCCAUAGACGAGGACGCCAAGAGUGAAGUCAGCAUCGUCAACAGCGGGGACGUGGACAGCGGCAGCUGGAUGGGGAGCCACAGGACCAGCAUCAACGAGAUGCACCAAGGCAGCAUCCAUCACAAGGUGCUGGAGCGAGGGAGGAAGGACCGCAGAGAGAGCAAAGUGGAGGGGACGGAGGAGGAGGAGGAUGGGGAGUCGGGAGAGGAGGCUCUGAGGAAAGAGGCCAUGAAGGUGUUGUGUAACGUGGUCUACAACAGCACCUGGGCACAGGAGAGGUUCAGUGCUCUCAGCCUCCUGAGUGGUCUCAUGGAGUGUCUGUCCACCAGCGUCAGCUCCUCAUCUCCCUCCAGUGUUCAGUUCUACGAACUACGCCUCAUGUUCCUCAUCACUGCUCUGCGGCCUGAGCUCAGAACUCAGCUCCAGCAGGAGGGCGGGCUGCCCGUCCUCACAGCGGCCCUGGAGAGCGGCCUGGAGGUGCAGUGGAAGGAGCAGUACGAGUGUGUGCUGCAGCCGGCGGCAAAUCCAAUCUCCCUGGAAGCCUCCCAGCGUGUCAUAGAGACACUGAAAAUCCUCUUUAACAUCACCUACAGCAGCCACAGACAGGAGCCCAGCGAGGAUAACGCAGCUCUUUACCGACACCUGGUGGCCAUCCUGCGUCUCUGCCUGAUGAGGAAGUGCACGCUGUCACAGGACACUGAUGAGCUGCAGAGUCACACAGUGAACCUGUUGUCAGCGCUGCCCCUCCAGUGUCUCGACGUGUUGCUGGUGGUUCCUCAGGAGCCGGACUCGGAGCAGUGCCUGGGGGUCAACAUGGACUGUGUGCACAUCCUGCUGACAUUCAUGGAGAGACGCCUCGAGUCGGGUGAUAAAAUCAAAGAGAAGCUGACACCGAUCCUCAAUCUGCUGACAGAGAGCUGCAGGGCCCACAGAGAAACACGCCACUACAUCAGGAAACAUAUCCUGCCUCCUCUGACGGACGUAUCACACCGGCCAGAGGAAGGCUCCACGGUGAAGAAUCGUCUGAUCCGUCUCAUGACUCACCUGGAUACAGACGUCAAACACUGUGCUGCCGACUUCCUCUUCGUCCUCUGCAAGGAAAACGUGAGGCGUUUUGUCAAGUACACAGGUUACGGCAACGCAGCGGGCCUGCUGGCCACCAGGGGUCUGCUGUGCGGCCAGGGGCCCAGAAGGUCCAGCUCUGCCGGCCGCUAUUCCAGCGACUCCGACUCUGACACCGAGGAGUACCGGCAGGUCAAAGAUCGCAUCAACCCUGUGACGGGCCGGGUGGAGGUGGAGCAUUCGAACCCCAUGGAGGGCAUGACGGAGGAGGAGAAGGAGGAGGAGGCCAAGACGCUGAUCAUGCUCUUCAACAAGCUGUCCAGAGGUAACAUCAUCCAGACAAUGGGAGUGGACUCGGAGGGGAAGCUGGUCCCACUGUCCGGCCUGAGGGAGAAUUCGCUCACUGAGGAGAUGAGGUCUGAGUCAGAGAAUGACGGAGAGGCAGAGGAAGGAGAGAAGAACUGAAACAUGUCAAAUUCCCUCAUUCUAAUUAUUUUCGGUAAAUAUUCCGUUUCCUCAGUUUGAUAUGAAAGUAAAGGGUUUAGGGAACUGCAUUCAAGAAAGGAUGUAAAAAUCUAUUUUUGAUUUUAUUUAUUUGAGUUAAUAAGAAUUUAGAGCCGUUUUUAAGGUCACAGUGGUUUGAGUCAAGAAUUGUAUUCUGAAUUGACAGUAGGUCAUGAUAACAUGAUGAAAAUAUAUAAUAUUUUAAUAAAGUCUUGAAAUCGUA